Molecule: messenger RNA, 1685 nt
Organism: Sinocyclocheilus anshuiensis
Lineage: Eukaryota; Metazoa; Chordata; Actinopteri; Cypriniformes; Cyprinidae
Gene: tpst1
Product: tyrosylprotein sulfotransferase 1
Exons: 6
Coding region: 486-1604 (372 amino acids)
Biological process (GO): peptidyl-tyrosine sulfation
Cellular component (GO): Golgi apparatus
Molecular function (GO): protein-tyrosine sulfotransferase activity
Source: RefSeq, a predicted model, not a curated record
UGCGAUUGCGCAACUUUACAAUCCACCAAAAUCAGGUCGUACUUGUUUGAGACAGUGCACUAAGAAAAACCUCUAUAUAAAGUUGAGGCGAAAUAACUGGCAUCUGGCAACCUAGUGAAGGUGACGCGCUUCGAUGUGAUACAGUUGUGGUGAGCGCAGCGUCGAGACGUUCAGAGUGUCGCAUUUUAAAGCGUUGAAUGGAACGGCUUAAGCGAAUGGCACGACUGUGCGUUGGUCCUCGACUACAAAGAGUUCUUGUGUAACCCACUCAUCGUCUGUCGUGACGGAUCUACCAAACCAGGCCUGAUGGAUUCAGGUACUCGACGAGAGCUGCGUACAGCAGACCCCAGCCUCCACUCGCUCCUUCACGGCCAGUCCUGAGUAUCGGACGUUCACCACAACCUCACCUUCCCUUUUUCUGCUUCCUUCUUCCCCGUCUCACUCCACCACUGGCUCCUCAACCAGCCCUCCAGCUCGCCUCCGAGAUGAUCGGCAAGCUGAAGCAGAACUUACUGGUGGCCUGCCUGGUCAUCAGCUCCGUCACGGUCUUCUACCUGGGUCGGCACGCCAUGGAGUGCCACCACCGGAUAGAGGAGCGCAGCUCGCCGCUGGUGAGCAGCCUGCGCACCACCCUGCGCACGGGCCAGAACCUCAGCACCCCCUUCAUCUACAAUAAAGACAUGCCUCUUAUAUUUAUCGGUGGCGUCCCUCGCAGUGGCACCACUCUUAUGCGGGCCAUGCUGGACGCUCAUCCCGAUGUGCGCUGUGGAGAAGAAACCCGUGUCAUCCCUCGCAUUCUGGCCAUGAAGCAGAUGUGGAGCCGCUCCGGCCGGGAGAAAAUGCGGCUAGACGAAGCCGGAGUAACAGACGAGGUCUUGGACUCAGCCAUGCAAGCUUUCCUUCUGGAGAUCAUCGUAAAACAUGGGGAACCGGCCAACUACCUGUGUAAUAAAGACCCAUUUGCUCUUAAAUCACUCACUUAUCUGGCUAAGAUCUUUCCUCACGCUAAGUUCAUCCUCAUGAUCCGUGACGGCAGGGCCUCCGUCCACUCCAUGAUCUCCCGUAAAGUCACCAUCGCCGGGUUUGACUUGAGCAGCUAUCGGGACUGCCUGACGAAGUGGAACCGGGCCAUAGAGACAAUGUACACUCAGUGUCUGGAGGCAGCGGACAAGUGCCUGCCUGUGCACUACGAACAGCUCGUCCUGCACCCGGAAAAGUGGAUGAGAACACUUCUGAAAUUUCUGAACAUUCCUUGGAAUGAUGCAGUUCUGCACCACGAGGAGCUCAUUGGGAAAGCAGGAGGCGUUUCGCUCUCCAAGGUAGAGAGAUCUACAGACCAGGUGAUCAAGCCUGUCAACGUGGAGGCCUUAUCCAAGUGGGUGGGUAAGAUCCCCCCAGAUGUGCUGCGGGACAUGCCUGUCAUCGUCCCCAUGCUGGCCCGGCUCGGCUAUGAUCCCCACGCCAACCCUCCCAACUACGGCCGGCCCGACCCCCUCGUCCUGGAUAACACUAGAAGAGUCUUUAAGGGUGAAUUUCAGCUACCUGAUUUUCUUAAAGAACAAACACAGCUUCAGAAGUCCCCAGAAAAGCCAAACCCAAGUUAGGAGGAGAAGACCAGAGCUUUAUCAACAGAAGGCUGAGUAGAAGCAGAUGUCAUGGGACCAUGAUGGACUUGCAUCACCCCC